AUGAACAAGCUGGUCGUUGGAAAUAGUUCUGUUCUUCGUCCAUGCUUGCUUGGUUCACUUAGUCGUUUAAAUCAAUGGUCUGUCACACAUAUCAAUGUGUGCAUUGAUUUAUUUGGUUUAGUUAACAGUCUAGUACGUGAUUGUUCUUCAUUGUCAGAGGAUAUUCUUAAUCAUCCAAAACUUUUAACUGAUUUCAUAAAUUUAAUUUUAAAUGAAAAGACAGAUCCUAUGAUUCGUGAAGCAGAUUUAUUAUUCUUGCGUAGCCUUUUCAAAGCUGGAGACUUGGGUUCAGUAGUGGUACAAUCACCUCGAGAAAAAAUUGCCAUUGAACUUUUUACUGAGACAACAUUACAAGUAUUGAUCAAUUCACUUUUAUGUACAUUUCCUGAUACCAUUUUGGAGUGCAACAAAAACAACCCACCCAAUUUAUUAUCAGCCAAUCAAUCUAUUCUUGUAUUAACAGCAAAUGCUAGAUGUUCACUUAUUGAAAUUUUAUCUGUAUUAUCUACAAGUUAUGAAUUAGCUGAACGUCUUCAUCGAUGCGGUGCAUUGAAUUUAUGUCAUCAAACAAUUAUGUUCAUAUCAUGUAGACAUCGUCUCAGGUUAAAUGAUCAGCCUAAAUCAGAUUCAGUGAAUCGAGGCAAAGCUUUAUGCAAUCGUGUUGGUUGUAAUCGUACCAUUAGUCCAAAUAAUCAACUGGCUGCUAGAUUUUCACUGAAAUUAAUGUUACAUCUAUUCUUCCAUUUACCGAAUGCAUUAGAUUCAUUUAAAAAAAUAUACAAUGAAGAGGAACCAAUUAAAUUAGUUGCAUGUUAUAGUCAUUUAACAGGAACUAUGCCUCCUGUAUUACCUAAUGUUUGUUAUUCAACACCACGUUAUCAACGUACUAAACGAGUUCUUAAUGAUAAUAUCAUCACAUCAACCAAUUCUACUACUAAUACGUCAACCGGUACAUCUACUGUUACUUUUACAUCUCCAAAUGAAUUUAAUCUUGAAGAUACUACUCAACAAUUUCAUCAGAAUUCAAUCAGUUCAACAACAUCAUCUGACAGAAAAUCCAUGUCAUCAUGUCCUGUUGAUAGUCGUAUAACUGUUUCAACGUGUUCUUGUGCACCGUUGGAUCAUGGAACAUUUGCUUUAACUGGUCUACUUCGUGGUCUAAUUUAUUGGCGUUUAGCCAAUCAAUAUGCAAAUACACAGACAGUUGAAGCGGUAGAUCAAUUUGGAACACAUGUAAUUACUUCUGCUGGAUUAGGAAUUACUGGAGAUGAUAUUGCUUUACUAAUUAUUCAACCACUUACAGAAAGUUUUCUUCAUUUAGAAUCAACACGUAUCAUGAAAUGGGUGUGUCAUGUUCUAGUACUUGUUUUAGAUAAAAGUCCAGAAUUACAUAUGUGGACUGUAUACACAAAUUCAUUUGUACGUGAAAUAGAUUAUCGUGUAACAUCUUUAUUGAAAGCUGUACAAGAAACAUCGGAUUUUCAAAGUCAUGCACAAUUUUUGGAGCAUUUAAUUCCAUUGGUGAAAUUAUUCUCUUGUUUGGCGUCUGGGCAUGAAUCUACUCGAUUACUUAUUGGUGAAUUGACAAUGUGCAAAAAACUUAUCAACUUUGCUAUGCGUUUAAAAUCAUUAGGCAAUGAAAAUGAAAAUCUUGUAUUACAAUUUCAACAUUCUAUUGUUGUCCUGUUACAUGUACUGUCUCGAUCAUUCAGUUUACAUCAUACACUUUUUAGAAAUAGAACAAUUGGAUUAUAUUUAUUAAAUAUAAUUGAUGAUAAUUUAUCAAAUACAAUGAAAGGUUCUUAUUUAAGUGCAAAACUAGUUGAAGCAGCUUCAUCCACUCUAGUUAAUCAAGUGCUUCCAAUGUGUCCAUUAAAAGAUACUUUAAUUGAUGAUUUUAUCAAUGUUUUCAUUCGUUUAUUAACGAUUGGAAAUAAUAUACAAUCAUCAUCGUCAUCAUCAUUACCGUCAUCAUCUAAAGUAGAAUCAAAUCAUCAUCAAUCAAUAAAUACAUAUGAUACUGGAUGUAGUAUGAAUAAUAACAGUAAUAAUAAUAACAGUAAUAAUAAUAAUAAUAAUAUUGAUCAUUCAUCUCGUUCAUUAAUAACAAAAUCAUCAAUCACAAAUUCAAAUCCGCAUCAUCAACAACAACAACAUCUUUAUGAAAUUAUACCAAUAUUACAUUUGAAUGGUAUAUGGGGCUUAAGUAAUUUAUUGCAUACAGCUGAUUCAAGCGUUUGCAUGAAUCUAUUUCAUGAAUUAGUCAAUAAGGGUAUAUGGUUAGAAUUAUUACAAUUAGCUGCUUCAAUACCACCGAAUAAUGAAUUGAAUAAUUUUAAUUUUCCUAUAAAAAAUAAUGAAUGGGAAAAUAAUAUGAAAACAACUCAUGUUGAUAUGAAUUCAAGAAAUAGAAUUCCUCCUGUAUUACCAGGAAUUAUGGUAUCACAUGAUGAAGAUACUGAAAUUAAAUAUCUGAAUGAAUUAAAUCCAAUAAUGGAAAAAACCAACAACAACCAACCAACACAACAAAAAUAUCAAACAAAUUUAUUCAAUCGUUCCACUGUGACAACUUCACAUUAUCGUUCAUAUCAUUCUAAUCAUCAUCAUCAACAACAUCAACAUCAAUUAUUUUUAUCCAAUAAUGAUAAUAAUAAUAAUAAUACACAGUGUAAAUUUAAAUUUUCUAAAAAUACUGCACAAAUUCAUAUAUUAAUUGUUUAUCAAACAUUAAGCUUUUUACGUAAUCUACUACGUGAUGAACAAUUCAUAGACUUUGUGGUAAGUAAGCAUUGGUGGAAUAUCACUCAAUUUAUAAUUGCUGUAUUGGAGUCGAACUAUCCUCAACCCGUCAAAGAACAGGCUGUACUUGUAGUUGCACAUAUUGCCACUGGACGAACUUCACGAUGUGAAGUUCAUCGAAAUGGAGAUUUAGUUGAAAAGCUAACAUUAUUUAUGCGUUCACAAAAUAGUUAUACAAAAGCUGCUUCAUUGACUGCAACCUAUAAUCUUUUAGGCUUACAAACUGAAUGUCUUGAUUCAUGUGGAUUAUUAAGUUCAUUUAAAGUGAAAAAUAAACCAUACAUUUUAUCACAUAAUAGACGUUUACGUGUUCAACAUCAUCGUCAUGAAACACAUCCUCAUCAUCAUCAACAUCAACAUCAUCAUCAUCACCAACAUCAUCAUCAUCAUCAUCAUGGUAAAAAAUCAGAUUUAAGUAAUCAAUCAACAACAACAACAACAACUGCUUUAAUAUCUCGUAGUAUCAAUUGUCGUGAAACAUCAACAUGUAUGGCUCAAAAUGCAUUAGAAGAAGAAGUUGAGGAAGAAGAAGAUGUUGAUGAUGAAGUAGACGUAGAAGACAAUGAACAACAUCAUCAACAACACCAACACCAACAACACCAUCAACAACAACAAGAAACUGAAGAACAAGAUAUUCAUUUAGAACAUAGCGAUGAAUUUAUGCAUGAACAAACUUCUAUAAUAAUACCUCCAACUACUACUGAUACUGCUAUUUCUUUCAAUCUUGAUGACAAUAAUAAUAAUAAUAAUAGUAAUAAUAAUAAUGACGGUGAUAAUGUUGUUGUGAAUACUGCUAACAUUACUGAUCAUUCUAGAUUGCGUACAUUACGAAGAAGACGAUAUUAUCGUUCAUGGCAACCAACAUCACCAUCUAUGUCAGAUAAUCAUGAAUUAUUAGCAUUAAAUGAACAAGAAUGUUCAUUCAAUGAACCAUCCACUGAAAUUACACGAUCACUAUCAUCACAUUCAAGAUCACCAUCAUCAUCGUCAUCAUCAUCAUCAUCAUCAUCGUCGACAUCAUCCAAUUCAUCUUCAACUUCAUCAUGUAUAGGUGAAACUAGUGUUACUACAGAAUUAACAAAUUUACAUCAAUCUGUUACAGUUGAUAUGUGUGCUAUCUCAUCACCUAGUUGUACUGAUGAAGAUGUUGAAGAUAUUAAUCGACAUGCUAUUACAUUGAGUUCCCUGUCACCUACAUUAACAAUAAGUGAUCGUGCUCCUUUGGCUGAUGAAGAACAUGAUGAAGAUCGUGGUACAACAGCAGAAAUGCAACAUUCAACUAUGACCGAUUCAGAUUUACUUAGUCCAUUAUCAUCAUCUAGUCAAAAAUAUGAUAUUGGUUCAAAUCCAGAUGAUAUUUCAAGUAAUGAAUGUCUUGAUUUGAAUAGUUCAGAACAAAUUAAUAAUUCAGUACAAACUAUUUUUACUAAUACUAAUAAUGAUGCUGAUAAUAACAAGAAUGAUAAAAAUAUUCCAUCUACUUCACAUAAUCUAUCUCAAUCGACUAAUUCAACAUCUUCCAAUUCUCGUCGAGAUUGGGAAACUGGAUUUUGUCAAAUUUUAUUACCAUUUUUACAAGAAUUAGAUUCAGAUCAAAUAUUACGUAGUACAUGGGAUUGGUUAAUGUUAUGCGCUAAUAAAGAUGGUAAACCAGUAUUUUUAAAUAGUUUAUUUCAUGCAUGGCAACGUUUGUAUACAAAUAUACCAAAUUUAACUACAUUACAAACUACUACAAUACAACAACCUGAAUUAGGCCAAUCUUCAUCGAAUACUAAUAAUAAUGAUAAUAAUAGUAGUAAUAAUAAUAAUAAUAAUAUUACUGUCAGUGAAUUUCUAAGUAAAAUUAAAGAAUCCAUGGAAACAGGUACAUCACCAAAUGCAUUAUUGAUUAAUUUACCACGAUAUUGGGAAAAUCGACAUCGUCACCGAUGUCGACGUCAACAUCGUCAUCAUCAUUGUCAUCAUCAUCAGCAUCAUCGACAUCGUCAUCGUGUACGUCGACAAAAUCAACCACAUUCUACUACUACUACUACUACUACUACUACUACUUUAACUACUACUAGUACAACAACAGAUCGACCAGAAUCAAUUAGUACAGUAGAUACAAGUAUUACUACUAAUUCACCAGUGCCUCCAUCAACAUCAAAUGAAAACCUUGAACAAACAGACUGA
Schistosoma turkestanicum is the source of this 4971-nucleotide messenger RNA. The record is from the annotation of a GenBank genome assembly. NCBI's taxonomy places the organism in Eukaryota, Metazoa, Platyhelminthes, Trematoda, Strigeidida, Schistosomatidae.